Messenger RNA from Aegilops tauschii subsp. strangulata, 3317 nucleotides. NCBI's taxonomy places the organism in Eukaryota, Viridiplantae, Streptophyta, Magnoliopsida, Poales, Poaceae. The record is from RefSeq and is a predicted model, not a curated record.
UAGCCCGCUGCUCUCGUUUUUUAAACUGUGAUGAUGAAUAGCUUGUCACAUUUUUGGUAUUCCAAGAUUACCCCCUGUCAACCUAACCAAAAAACUCUCCUUCCCACCCUCUCCUCUACCAGCCAUGGCGGCGGGCCGAACAGUGCCGCGCCGGCGCUGCCUCCUCCCGGCCAUCCUCCCUCUCUAGUUCCGCCGCCCUCUCUUGGUUUUGCCUCCCGCCUCUGCUCCCCUUGGCUCCGCCGCCUGCCCCUGCUAGUCACUGCGCCAUUCCCAUUAUCCGGUCGUACUUUUCCAUUCUUGUUAGCUACCUCGCCAUUCCCAUGGCUAGUCCCGGCGGCGCCGCUCUCCAGAGGCACGCGGCCGUGUCCGUGCUUCGCGCAGCGGCGACCGCCGGCAAUCUGUCCGCGGGCAAGGCAGUCCACGCACAGACGGUCAGAGCCGCCCAUUUCGACGUCGUCCUGCACAACCACCUCAUCGCCUUCUACGCCAAGUGCGGCCGCCUGGGCCUUGCCCACCAGGUGUUCGACGCAAUGCCCUCCCGGAACCCGGUGUCCGGGAACCUCCUCAUGUCCGGAUACGCUUCCUCCGGGCAACACGGGGACGCGCUCGCGCUGCUCAGGGCGGCCGACUUCAGCCUCAACGAGUACGUCCUGUCGACCGCCGUGUCCGCGACUGCCCAUGUCCGGAGCUAUGACAUGGGGAGGCAGUGCCAUGUGCACGCUGUCAAGUCCGGGCUGGCGGAGCACCAUUAUGUCUGCAACGCGUUGCUGCAUAUGUACUGCCAGUGUGCUCAUGUGGAGGAUGCGGUGAAGGUGUUCGAGAGUGUGUCCGGCUAUGCGUUCGCAUUCAACUCGAUGAUAAAUGGGUUUCUUGACAAGGGGAAGUUUGAUUGCUCCGUCAGUGUUGUGAGAAGCAUGGUCGGAGAAGUUGAGCAAUGGGAUCAUGUGUCGUAUGUCGCGGUUCUUGGGCAUUGUGCUAGCACCAAAGAGUUGUUGCUUGGUCGUCAAGUGCAUGCCCAGGCAUUGAAGAGGAGGCUCGAGCUAAGUGUGUAUGUGGGCAGCGCGCUGGUUGAUAUGUAUGGGAAAUGUGAGUGUGCAUGUGAUGCUCAUUCGCUCGAGGUUUUGCCAGAAAAGAAUGUUGUUUCUUGGACAGCUGUUAUGACUGCUUAUACCCAAAAUGAGCUGUUUGAAGAGGCAUUGCAGUUGUUCUUGGACUUGAAAAUGGAAGGAGUCCGACCAAAUGAGUUCACUUAUGCCGUGGCUCUCAACAGUUGUGCUGGUCUUGCAGCUCUGAAAAAUGGCAAUGCACUCAGUGCCUCCACUAUGAAAACUGGGCAUUGGGGUGCUCUGUCUGUCUGCAAUGCCCUAAUUAACAUGUACGCAAAAAGUGGCAGCAUAAAUGAUGCAUGGAGAGUCUUCCUCUCUAUGCCAUGGCGUGACGUGGUCUCUUGGAAUUCGAUCAUAAUAGGCUAUGCUCAUCAUGGCCUUGCGAGAGGAGCCAUGUCUGUAUUUCAUGAUAUGUUGUUUGCUGAAGAAGCCCCAUCCUAUGUGACCUUUGUUGGGGUGCUGUCAGCUUGUGCACAGUUGGGACUUGUAGACGGACUGUACUAUUUGAACACUAUGAUGAAGGAAAUGGGAAUAAAACCUGGAAGAGAACAUUACACUUGCAUGGUUGGUUUGCUGUGCAGAGAUGGCCGCCUAGAUGAGGCAGAACACUUCAUAUUGAACAAUUAUAUUGGCACAGACGUUGUUGCAUGGAAAUCACUUUUAGGUUCUUGCCAGGUAUAUAAAAACUAUGGCCUGGGUCAUCGAGUAGCAGAGCAGAUCCUUCAGUUGAAGCCCAAUGAUGUAGGGACCUAUGUUAUGCUUUCUAACAUGUAUGCAAAAGCAAACCGAUGGGAUGGUGUUGUGAAGGUCCGGAAGCUGAUGAGAGAGAGGGGCGUUAGGAAAGAGCCUGGUGUUAGUUGGAUUCAAGUUGGAAGUGAGGUCCAAGUUUUCACAUCAGACGACAAGAAUCACCAAUGGAUAAACCAGAUCACGAGAAAACUGAGAGAGUUGAUAGACCAGAUCAAAGUGAUUGGAUAUGUUCCAAAUUUUGCAGUUGUCCUACACGAUGUUGAGGAUGAACAAAAGGAAGAGCAUCUUAUGUAUCACAGUGAGAAAAUGGCCCUUGCGUUUGGCCUUAUUCACAGCCCUGAAGGAGCAACUAUCCGUAUAAUGAAAAAUCUCAGGAUAUGUGAUGAUUGCCAUGUUGCUAUGAAACUCAUAUCACUUGUGACAAGAAGAAGAAUAGUUGUAAGGGACGCUGUCCGGUUUCAUUUUAUAGAAGAUGGAGUUUGCUCAUGUGAUGACCAUUGGUGAUCCAUACCUUGUUUCUCAGAAGCUCCAGAGCAGAUGUGAUGUUCUGAACAUCAACAUGGAUAGUACUGGAAUCCUACCAGCAGGAACAAACAAUGGUAGCGCUGUAGCAGAUCCAGAUGUUGGCAAAGCAGGGCAGAACGGCGAGACAGAUCUUAACACGCAACACAAGGCACACGAGGGGGGGAUUCAGGAACCCCAUUGCUGAGAACAAAGGAACUAGCACAGGAAAAGAUGAGCCAGUACAGAAGCCAAAUGGCAAGAUAACGGCACAGCAACAACAUCCUCGACGGACUUCUUGCUGGAUCCUCUUAUCAGCAAAUGUGAUCCAUCCCAUAGAUGUCUCAUUGAAAAGAAGUUCAUUGCCUGCUUGAAAGUUUCCGGAGCCUGAUUCAUCAGCUCUAUCCCUUUUGAUGGACAACAAAGGCGUAAACCCACUUGAUGUUAGCAUAACAGCUGCAGAUUAUGUGAUGUUAGCACAAGAUAAGGUUCAUGAACGAGCAUAAUGAGAGUUCCAGACACAGGUGAGCGUUUCUAUCAGCGAAACCAUGAAUGACAUGUUGAUAGUUCUCAAAGUCACAGAAGAAAAAGCCUGUAGAAUCAAUCUUGACACCGCAGUCACAAGGAACACCUUCAGAGUAAUAACCGAGGCGGAGGGUCCAGCAUACCAGAAGCUCGUUCCGGUGGGAUGACAACUGGGGAGACGGCUGGAAUGGUGAGGAGGCGCCGUCGACAUCAUUGAACUCUAUGCCCAGCCUGCCUUUGAAAGGUCUGGCUUCAAGGAGGCCGCGACCAAGGAUGGCUGGAAAGAUUAGCCGGCAAACGGAUUUCUAUAUCAACGCAUAUAUUGUUUUCGUCCUUCUAUAAAAGGGAAUUUUUGUACCUAGCUUUUUUGAUAGAUUUCACGAGGGAAUGUAAUGUGCUGGCAUCACUGAUUUUUUUAAAAAAAAUUGCAGGAGA